AUGGCCAGCCACGUUUCGUACUACUACGUGGCCACGGCGCCGAGGGCCGUGCCAGCCGCCGUGACCAUGCCGGUGAGGCAGAUCUACAUCAUGCCACGCGCUUCUGUGCCCACGACGUCCUUUUGGCCCAAUUUUCCCGUCAAGGCUGCCACUUUGCCCUCGGCGCGACCGGUGGCCCCUGCCACCAGGUCGUUGGCGCCUGGCCCAGCGAAGAUGGAGCACAUGCAGGUCCCCGUGGUGCAGACGACGACGAAGACCGUGGUCUCUGCACCCAGGAGCUUUGUCCCCGGGCCACCGGCACAGGCGCGUGCGCACACCUCCUCCGUGGUGCAGACCGCGACGAAAACCAUCGUGUCUGCACCGAGGCCAGCUCCCACCGGUUUGGUGGGUCCGAAUUUCGAGGUGCCCCUGCAGGAGGGGGUCGAGAAGCUCUCGCCUGGAGAGGUGUGUGAACUCCUCCAGAAAGGACAGUGCUGCCUCAUCGAUGUGCGCGCGGAUGAUCGAGCCUCUGGCUACAUUGAGGGCGCGGUGCACGAACCCACCAGCUUCCAGGCACCCCUUUUGAACCGGGUGCCGGAGCUGGUGCAGAAGUUCGGCAAGGAGAAGCUGGUGAUCUUCCAUUGCCAGUACUCGCUGCACCGUGGCCCGCAGUGUGCGAACUGGUACCGCCAGCAGGCACCUCCGACGCAGCGCGUGGCCGUCCUCGAGGGAGGCUUCCGCGGCUGGGAAGGACAGCGUCUUCCGGUCGUCCGCGAGAAACUCAUGGGUGCCCAUGGGCAGGCGAAGGCAGACGUCUAUGCGCUCUCGAUGGGCAGGCGUGUGGCAGGUGCUGGAGCGUGA
This is a messenger RNA of Symbiodinium sp. CCMP2592, 840 nucleotides long. The record is from the annotation of a GenBank genome assembly. Lineage: Eukaryota; Dinophyceae; Suessiales; Symbiodiniaceae.